Molecule: messenger RNA, 5179 nt
Organism: Alosa alosa (allis shad)
Lineage: Eukaryota; Metazoa; Chordata; Actinopteri; Clupeiformes; Clupeidae
Product: NACHT, LRR and PYD domains-containing protein 12-like
Exons: 13
Coding region: 144-4241 (1365 amino acids)
Molecular function (GO): protein binding
Source: RefSeq, a predicted model, not a curated record
GAAGGAGACAGAACAGACAGGAGAUCUCUGAAGACUGCUGAAUCUUUAUUCACCGUAUUGCAGUGAUAAUCCAGUCUAAACAAUGUUCAGACCAGGUGUCAAGCAAUAGGGUGAGGUGAGAUGUCAUCAGCUGGCGCCCCCCGAUGAGAUCUGAAAUCAAAAUGGCUGCGGCCUAUCUUUUUAUACUCCUUAACCUUGAAGUUGGGCCUUCUCGCCUCCCUCGAAAGACACCUGUUGGCCUAUCAGCAUCCACCAAGGUUACGGAUAUUGAGAAAUUCUCAACUGCUAGGAUGAGUGUCUCUCAGGAGAGAGAGGAGGCUGCAGGUCACAGUGAGACACUCAGACCAGAGUCUGCAGCACACAGCUGUGUGCAACAAAGCAGCAAACCAACACACUCUGAUGGAGGCCCACAGACACGCAGACCUCCAUCUCCAGUGCCCAGCUGUGUGUCCAUGAAGAGUGAUCGGUCCAUGGAUAUUAUGCCCCACUUCAGCAGUGAACCAGUUCCAUCAGGUCUAAUUCCACAGACACACAGACCACCAUCUUCAGUGCCCAACUGUGUGUCCAUGAAGAGUGAUUGGUCCAUGGAUGAUAUGCCCCACUUCAGCAGUGAACCAGUUCCAUCAGGUCUAAUAUUAAGUGCUGAUCUGACCCAGGAUCAGUCCAGGUGUGGAGUGUGUAAGCAGGUACUGAGGGACCCAGUCAUCACCACCUGUGGACACAGUUUCUGCAGGCAGUGCAUCAGCAGCUACUGGGAGCAGCCUGGACUACCAGGAGACCAAGCCUGUCAGACAUGCAGAACCCAACCUCCUCUACAGCCUCCUCUGGAUGAACACACAGAUAUGAGCACACAGGGUGAACACACAGGCCUGAUCAACAGCAGAAGACAUCUGCACACUGAACAUACACCAGGCAGAAAGAGGGAACUAGAUGAGGACCUGAGGAGAGUUAUAAAGAAUCACAAAGUCAGUCUGAAGAGGAGGUUUGAGAACAUAUCUGAAGGCAUCAUCGAACCAGGAGCUGAGAUUCUCCUCAAUGAGAUCUACACAGAGCUCUACAUUACAGAGGGAGAGAGUGAAGGGGUGAAUAAGGAGCAUGAGGUUUGGCAGGUAGAGUCAGCAUCCAGAUGUCAAUCCACAGAAGACACACCAAUCAACUGCAAUGACAUCUUCAAGCCCUUACUUGGACAGAAGAAGCACAUCAGAACUGUGAUGACCAAAGGUGUUGCUGGAAUUGGAAAAACAGUCUCAGUGCAAAAGUUCAUUCUUGAUUGGACAGAUGGGGCAGCCAAUCAGGAUGUAGAUUUUAUGCUCCCCCUUUCUUUCCGUGAGCUGAAUUUAGUCAAGGGUGAUCAGUACAGUCUUCACAGGCUCCUGCUGGACUUCCACCCUGAGCUGAAAAAGCUGAAUGAUGGUGAAGGAUACAAAGACUGUCAGGUUGUGUUCAUCUUUGAUGGUUUGGAUGAGAGUCGGUUGACUCUGGAUCUGGAACAGAACAGUAAGUUGUCUGAUGUGAAAGAAACAUCAUCAGUGAAUCUUCUGAUGACGAGCCUCAUUCAGGGAACUCUGCUUCCCUCGGCACUUAUCUGGAUAACCUCACGACCAGCAGCAGCCAGUCAGAUUCCUGCUCAGUACAUCAACCAGGUAACAGAAGUACGAGGAUUCAAUGACUCACAGAAGGAAGAAUACUUCAGAAAGAAAAUCAGUGACAAGAGUCAGGCCAACAGAAUCAUCUCCCACAUUAAGGCAUCCAGAAGUCUCCACAUCAUGUGCCACAUUCCAGUCUUCUGUUGGAUUGCAGCUACUGUACUUCAGCAGAUGCUGGAAAGGAAAAACAUUGAAGACAUUCCCAAAACGCUGACUGAAAUGUUCAUACACUUCUUGCUCAUCCAGACCACAAGAAAGGAUCAGAAGUAUCAGAGUGGACCUGAAACAGAUACAAAGAAACUUCUGGAAUCGCAGAAAAAAAUUCUACUGAAGCUGGCAGAACUGGCUUUCAAGAAUCUAGAGAAUGGCAACCUCAUGUUUUAUGAGGAAGACCUGCAAGAGUGUGGCAUUGAUGUCAGUGAAGCAUCAGUGUAUUCUGGCAUGUGCACUGAGAUCUUCAAGACUGAAUCUGUGGAAUCUCAACAGAAGAAGGUCUACUGCUUUGUGCAUCUUAGUGUCCAGGAGUUUCUGGCAGCUGUGUUUGUGUUUCACUCGUAUUUGGCUAAGAACCUUGAAGCUCUGAAAUCCCUCAUCAGUGAUGAGCAGAGAGAUGAACUUCAUGAUGAACCAUCAUUUUUAUCUUCUCUUAAAUCAGCACUAGGAUUAAAAGACAAUUUACAUGUUUUACUUAAGAGUGCAGUUGAUAAGGCUUUGGAAAGCCAGAACGGACACCUGGAUCUCUUCCUUCGCUUCCUUAUGGGCAUUUCUCUGGAGAGCAAUCACAGACUUCUGCAAGGUCUACUGAGCCGCACACACAACAGCUCAAAAAGCAUCAAGCAAACAUGUCAGUACAUGAAGAAGCUCAACAGAGAAGGUCUCUCUCCUGAACGAUGCAUCAAUCUUUUCCACUGCUUAUUUGAAAUGAAGGAUGAUUCCAUGCACAAUGAAAUUCAGACAUACUUAUCAUCACCAAAGAACAUCAAACAGAAGUUGUCUCCUGCCCACUGUUCAGCACUCGCCCACAUGCUUCUGAUGUCUGAGGAUGUGCUGGAAGAGUUUGACCUGAAGAAAUACAACACAUCAGAUGAGGGACGAGGGAGACUGCUCCCAGCUGUGAGGUACUGCAGAAAGGCACGACUUGCUGAAUGCAAACUCUCAGAGAAGUCCUGUGGAAUUGUGGCUGCUGUUCUACAGUCACCAAACUCCCUGACAGAGCUGGACCUGAGUCACAAUGACCUGGGGGAUUCUGGAGUUCAGCUUCUCUCUAAGGGACUGUCUAGUCCUAACUGCAAACUGCAGACAUUAAGACUUGCUGAAUGCAAACUCUCAGAGAACGCCUGUGGAAUUCUGGCUGUUGUUCUACAGUCACCAAACUCCCUGACAGAGCUGGACCUGAAUCACAACGACCUGGGGGAUUCUGGAGUUCAGCUUCUCUCUAAGGGACUGUCUAGUCCUAACUGCAAACUGCAGACGUUAAGGCUCAGCAAGUGUGGUGUGUCAGAUGAAGGUUAUGUUUGUCUGGCUCUGGCUCUAAUGAUAAACCCCUCCUGUGUGAAGGAGCUGUACGUGAACAACAAUCAUUCUGGAGGAUCAGCACAGAAGCUGUUAUCUGCUACACUGGAGGAUCCUCACCGCAAAGUUGAAACACUUCGAUUUGCUGACUGUAAACUCACAGAUAAAUCCUGUGAGAUUGUUGCUUCAGUUCUACAAUCAGCAAACUCCCUACUACAGCUGGACUUGAGUGACAAUGACCUGGGGGAUUCUGGAGUUCAGCUUCUCUCAAAAGGACUGUCCAGUUUUAACUGCAAAAUACACACAUUAAGGCUUUCUGAUUGUCUCAUCUCAGAGAAGGGUUGUGGUUUUCUUGCUUCAGCUCUGUCUUCAAACCCCUCCCAUUUAAAACUGCUUGAUCUCAGCUACAAUUAUCCUGGAGAAUCAGGACUGAAGCUGUUAUCUGCUAGACUGGAGGAUCCUGUCUGUAAACUGGAGAUACUGAAAACUGACCAUGCUUCUUUAGACAGAGCACGACCACGUUUGCUGAGAUAUGUCUGUGAUCUCACACUGGACCCCAACACAGCAAACAGAAAUCUCUCUCUCUCUGAGGGGAACAGAAAGGUGACACAUGUGGAUGAGCAACAGCCGUAUCCUGAACACCCAGAGAGAUUUGACUCCAGUUAUCCUCAGGUGUUGUGUAGAGAGGGUCUGACUGGACGCUGCUACUGGGAGGCUGAGAGGAGUGUUGAUGGUGGAGCUCGUAUAUCUGUGGCCUAUAAAAGCAUCGAGAGGAAAGGGGGGGGUUAUGACGUCAGAAUGGGAGGGAAUGCCAAGUCCUGGAGUCUGGACUGCCAUCCUGACAGUUACUCUGUCCUGCACAAUAAUAAACACACUGAAAUACCUAUCAUACCUGCCCCCUCCUCCCGCUCCAGAACAGUAGGAGUUUACCUGGACUGGCCGGCCGGCACUCUGUCCUUCUACAGCGUCUCCACUGACACACUCACCCACCUGCACACGUUCCACUCCACAUUCACUGAGCCCCUCUAUCCAGGGUUUUAUGUUUGGAUUGGCUCCUCAGUGUCCCUGCGCAAGAUCACAUGAGCUCGUCCUCCAACAGGUACAUCCACCCUUUUCUCCCUUUCUCUCUCUUUCUCUCUCUCUCUCUCUCUCUCUCUCUCUUUCUCUCUUUCUACUAUAUGUGUGUGUCUGUGUGUGUGUGUCCGUGUGUGUGUGGUUUGUAGGACACUGUAAUGUAAUACAGGCUUGUAGGCACAAGAAGCUCUUUUACAAACAACUUUAGUAAAGAGGGUAUUUUUGCUCUGCAUCAGAUCUGGCAUAUCACACACAUCAAGCUAAUAUAGCGUGUGUGUGUGUGUGUGUGUGUGUGUGUGUGUGUGUGUGUGCUGUGUGUGUGUGUGUGUGUGUGUGUGUGUGUGGUUUGUUUAACACUGUUUUCUAUUUAACAAACUGCCAAAAUUCAGACUUAAAUUCAUCAAGUCAAGACACUCCAACAUUCCACAGUAACCACGUAACCGUAGCAACAUCCAUUGUGAUGCUUGUUCUGUGGCCCUGGCAGUUGAGCAGGGCUUGUUGCUAUGGCAAUAGUUCCAGCUUUGGCCCAUAGACUGUAUAAAGAACUGCAGGAACUCCAGUCACACACACUCCUGUUCAUACAUGUAAUGUAUGUAUGUAUGUAUGUAUGUACAGUAUAUUCAGUUAUAUAAUUACUGUUCUGAUGAAACUAAACAAAUGCUGAUAUUGCUUUCUUUAUAUUAUGCUCUUCUCCUGAAAAUGAAUGUGUGGAUUAUGAGAAUGUUUUCAACAACAACAAUAUGAUGUAUUCUGUUCUCCGUAAAGUUUAGUUAUUUGCUGAAUUUCUUUGAAAAAGUUAUUUGCUGAUCUGAGGUGUCAGUGGUUCUAUACAGUAUGUGUUGACAUAGCAAAAAAAAUGCUUGUUUUUCUGACUUAAAAUAUGUAAAUAAAAUGUGUUUCUGACUUUUAAAUGUCUGAAUAAAGAUUCUGAAAGGAGAUGUGAUGAA